Schistosoma spindalis is the source of this 3998-nucleotide messenger RNA. Lineage: Eukaryota; Metazoa; Platyhelminthes; Trematoda; Strigeidida; Schistosomatidae. The record is from the annotation of a GenBank genome assembly.
AAGCGUUGCCGUUACUCGGCAUGGUUCGUCGGUUAUUUCAUUGUUUUGUAUAGAUGUAUAUUACUGGGUUAUGAUUAUCACAUCGUGUUAAUUCGAUUUUCUUUGAAAAUUGCUCACAUUUAUUUGCAGAUUUUGGUACAGAAUUCUAUGAAAAGGACUGCACGUGGUGAGGUAGACUGUAAAUUUAAGACUCGUAAACAUACAAAGAAAUCAAAGUCAACUGAUUGUCCUUCCACAAAGGCGUCAGGAAUUAAUAUCGGUUUAGACAAGUCAAAUCAAACUUGUAGCGUUAGGAAGGAAUAUUCCAAAAAUGAAAAGCUUGGCCGUAAAUCAAAAAAGAGAAUCUUACAAAAAUCUGUUUCUGAGACCAAAGAGCUAACACAUGGGACACCAAAGUUGUUGCUUACCAGUCUACCACGCAGUGUCAGCCAAACCAUUUUAAAGGAUAUUUUUCCAUCAGUUAUUCAUCUGAAUUUGCGUAAUACAGCUGGUUCAAAGCACGCGCUUUUAGACUUUUCAAGUAAUGACGAUUACUUAGAUGCUGUGAAUCGUUUAAAGUCAAUUGAAUUUGAUGGUGUCAAACCAAAUUAUCGAACCAUCGUUGGAUACACAGAAAAUGUAAUCCAGUCUAAUCUGUCAAGACAAUAUGUAACUAAUAGUCCUAAUUGUUUAAUUAUACGAAACUUGCCAUACUCACUAACUGCAACUGAGAUUAAAGAACAUUUCCCCAUGGCUAAUCGUGUUCAUGUAGGUGUAAAUAAGUUUGGAAUAUUCAAUGGUUCAUGUAUAUUAGAAAUGAAGAAUAAGGAAGACCUUCAAAUUGUUAUAGAUGAAUGUAAACAUAAGUAUAUUAAUAAUCGACUGGUUAGAGCAAAUCUACAAUGUAAAUCCAAAUCGGAAUCGUCCAAACCUCCCGAUGCAAGUAUGAGUUAUGGUUUGAAACUUAAAGAAGUACCCAAUGUGAUUGAAGAUGAUCGAAUUAAAGCAUUAUUUCCCGAAACAUCUUUGACUGGUUUAAGCUCGGCAGCAAUUAAAGAUUCCAAUACUAGGUAGGUGGCGUUUGUCUAAGUAACUUAAAAAUUCGUCUAAAAAUUAAAAAAUACUUUUUUAAAAAUCGCGACAGUACGAAUCAUCGUUAAGCAGUCGAUUGAAUAGAACUCGUCACUAUACAUCAACUUCACUAACUAUGAGAAGGCGUUUGACAGUGGGUAAGAGGACCUUAUGGAAACUUCUUCCAUGCUAUGGUGUACCUGAGAAGAUCGUCAAUAUCAUCAGGAAUUCAUACAACGUACUAUGGUGCAAAGAAGUACAUGGAGGACAGCUGAGAGAUGCAUUCCAGUUCCCACUAAUCGAAGGCAUAAAUCACAAACAAAGAAAAUAGAGGAGAAAGUGAACGGUACAGUUUUUAAUUAUAACUUACCCAAGUCAAGUAAGCAACGGGUUUUAAUUUCUCCAUUUACCACCUUUAUAAAUAAAUUUGACUCUGAUGUUACCAAGAGCAUGGUAAUGCAAUGAAUUUUCACAACUUCAUUAUAAUGGAUUAAUUUUGAUUUUAAUUGAAAUGUAAGAAACAAAUCAGAAUAUGCCACAGCCUUCCAUGAUUUCAACAUUAUGUUUUUUUAUUUAAUUCACUUAAAACCUUGUAUAACUGGGUACCAAAAGUACGAUGUGCCACACAGAAUAUAGAAAUGACAUUCCGAAGAAAGAAGUGAGAAAAGGGAGUAUUUCUCAAAAAAGGAAAUAAGUGAAAAGGCCACGGUAUAUAAUUGGAAAUAAGGUUCAGUUAAUGGUGCAACAGAGAAAGAUUUCUCUCAGUUAGAAGUUCCAUCCAUUAUUAUGAAGAAUAGCAAAGGAAGCUGCAGUAUGAUCGCGAUUGGCUAGAAGAUUUUCGGUCUACUAUAGGUGUGGAUGUAGUUUAAUAUUUGGUAGUAGACGAGGAUGUGAUCAGUAUGUCUACCUGCAUGCUCCUCGUACCAAUUUUUCACAAGUUUUGGACAGUCUGCAAUGAAUGACAGAAGCUAAUAGUUUGGACCCUGUGGAAAAUUGGCUACCAAGUACCAAACAUGCUUAUUAGUAAUAUUGAUUUAUAUAUUCGUAGUGGAUGUUUAACGCAUUUUAUGGUAAUAAUUGACUCGAGAUUAAAUAUUCUAAAAAUACUUGAUAUUAAUAUGUAAACGCUUACAAAACAUAGUGCUGAUUCAGUCUUUCCUCCCAUAGGCAUUAAUACCAUACUAACCGUAAUCAAGCAGAGGAUGUGGUAGGUUCGAAGGAUUAAGAUAUCAGCUGGGACCGGCAAACGGGACGAAAUUCAGCAACGCGACAAUAGAACAAGCUAAGCUAUUCCACUGCACCCUAUCCUUGCUGGCUAGAAGAAGACCGGAUUCAGUCGGGAAAAUAUAUAACUCCAUAAGCAGCCCUGAAAAAUAAACAUCAAUCACACAACUCACACGUACAUAUACGACACAAAAAUGUCCUUGAAAACGUCAAAAAAUAGCAUACUAAACGGGAAACCCAACGAAUGACGUUUAAGGUCCUUACAGUUGGUAAACACAAAGUGAACGUAAAAAUGUACGUUUAUGGCGCGAGAACGAGAAAUUCAAGUCCUCAUAAUGAAAUUACAGAAAUAAUAAGUUCAUCAAUUGAUUUCUGAAGAUCUAGCAUCUCCACAGUAUGUAACAAUGUAGCAAAAACAGGACUUUUGUCCAUUUUAAAUUAAAAUUACAUAGGCAAAAUAAUUCAGGCUAAUUAGCUCAGCAACAAUACCAAUUGUCCAAUAAGGUUAUUUUGACUAUAUAUCGGCCUGAUUCGAAAUCGGAACGUCGUUAACCAGUAACUUAAAAGAAUCAUGUCUCUUAUUUAGAGUGUAAAUAAGUCCUUUGUGGGCCUCCGGUGUGUAUGCGAAUACUCAUUUUUAACGACACUACGAAUUCGUAGUAAGAUUUUUUUAAUUUAAUAUAACUACAGAUGAACUCGAUCAGAAUGGAAUAAAAUGGAAUAUGGAAAAAUGUAGGGAUGUGUCUUCAUCCAUUCCCAAGAAGUUAGUAUUUGAAUCUGGUAAGUUGUUAAUAUUUCUUGUCAUUGGUUUUUAAAAAUCAUUCACAAAUGUAUAGUCUUUAAGUAUUGUAAAUCACUAUCAAUUUAAAACUAUUAAAAACAUUUUUCGGACGUUUUGGGCAAACACAUUUUUUUGUCUUUACACUAAGAUUUAUUUGUAUUGAUUGCAACAGUAAUUUCUGUCUAUUUUAAUGUAAUGAGAUCUGCAAUAUCUUGUUUAAUUGUGGUCAUUUAAUUAAUAGGAUCGUUUUUAUUGAUAAUUCUUUUUUGUUAAGGAAUGCAUAUCAAUUCUCUGCUUCUUGAAGUGCCAUAUUCUCUUUCCAAUUAAUGCUUUAUAUAGCUUUGGCUACAAAUUGAUAUUGCCCAAGAAAAAUCUUUAAAAACUAGAGAUCACUGAACGGUUGUUUUAUCUGUGUAACUCUUCAAUUGUUUGCAACCACAACAUGAGAUGAAAUCGGACCCAAGACUUCUGCACAUCGUGACCGGCGAGAUACCUUUGAACUAAUUAAAUAAAUAUCAAGUAUAUCUCACUUUCCGUUUUUAUUAAAUUGUCAUUUGGUGUGGUAGUCAUUCAUCGGUUAGUAACUGCUCUGCUCGCGAAAUAAUUGUCACCUCGUUAAAAACACCAUUUAAGUAUUGGAUUUAUGUAAGUUUGUACACUACCGAAUAAUCUCUAGAAAAUGUUACGUUUGUUGAGUGGUAUUUUGUUCUUCAUAAUUCUAUGGUUGAUAUCCGCUUAUGAUGACUUAUGACGUCUUUAUAUUAUUAUUUUUAAUUUCAGAUGAUGAAUAAACAGUGGAGACAGGAUUUUUCCCAACACCUGUUUUACGGACGAUUAUAGUAGCAAUACACUGAAAAAUUAUACUAAUCAGGGUAAAAAAACAACCUGAUUAUUUGUACACAGAAGUCAAUUUGAUUUAACAAAGAUAAUUUUGAAAACCUUA